UCCAAAUCAUCUUCUGGACUCAAAGACUCACCACUUCCUGCCCGAGACAUGUACCCAUCCCUUUCUAUCCUCGCCAUCGUUGGCUUGUCAAUCUUUGAUAUAAUUCCUGCAGCGACUUUGCCUGAAAGGUCAGCCGGGAAUUUUGAAGGGAAUCUUGCACUUGAAGCCCGUCAGGGACAGCAAGGCUGGAUUGGCGCUUGCACUGAAGGCACUCAAACAUGCUAUUGCACGAUCUCUGGUCAGCGAAUCGGUUUCCCCUGUCUAGCAAGUACUCGGGUUUGUCUUCAUAUCGACUAUCACGUCAAUACUCAGCUUACUAGAUUAUAUUGUACUGGCAACUACGUAGCCGGCUCAUGCAGAUGUUGGUCAUCUGGCGGCUUGGCCUACGCCACGUGUAACUAAGAGCGUUCAGCACAAAAGCACACAGGAUCAACACGAAAGCAACAAGAGUCGGUGCGGGAUGGGUAUGAAAUACUCUUGUGAGAAUUAGAAAAUG
Boeremia exigua is the source of this 496-nucleotide messenger RNA. RefSeq lists its product as uncharacterized. The transcript has 2 exons. The record is from RefSeq and is a predicted model, not a curated record. Bases 49 to 402 code for a protein of 117 amino acids. NCBI's taxonomy places the organism in Eukaryota, Fungi, Ascomycota, Dothideomycetes, Pleosporales, Didymellaceae.